Ostrinia furnacalis (Asian corn borer) is the source of this 3173-nucleotide messenger RNA. Its product is annotated as serologically defined colon cancer antigen 8 homolog. The coding region runs from base 134 to 2776 and encodes 880 amino acids. The record is from RefSeq and is a predicted model, not a curated record. The transcript is spliced from 15 exons. NCBI's taxonomy places the organism in Eukaryota, Metazoa, Arthropoda, Insecta, Lepidoptera, Crambidae. Gene Ontology annotation, cellular component: centrosome; centriole. Gene Ontology annotation, biological process: tube formation; centrosome cycle; establishment of cell polarity.
CUGCACACAGUACCGAGCGCAAUGCGACACUUGAGUUCGAAUUUUGAAUUUUAUUUUUAAAUUUUCGAAAUAAUUAGGAUUUUGUUUUUUGUUUUCUUUUUAAAAAUGUGAAAGUGACGAAGGAGUUUGUGAAAUGAGUACCUACUUCCCGUAUAGGCGGCCGUCGAAACUGAACGAGUAUGGCCUGAAGAGGGUGCCGGACUACACAGAGCUAGCCUACAAGGAGGCUGUGUCCAAGCUGAGAUACUUCUUGUCGGGGAACUAUGCUCCAAGCGUACGCAGCUAUGGCGGGUCUCCCUCCAUCAAGAACCUGGACGAGUCGGACGGGGAUCUGGACAAGAAGUACUCUUCGCCAUACCACGCCCUGGCGGAGUACAAGCCACGCCCGCGUCUUACUGCCAAGUACGCCACGCUGUAUGCCGAUAGUCUGCACAACUAUACGCCGCAGCAUCACACCACUACUGUACCAGCACCAACAACGGGGUCUGGAGGCGGGGACCUGUCAGGCGGCACCAACCCCGACGUGGUGAACUUCAUCCAGAAGCAGGAGGAGUACAUAGAGCAGCUGGAGCGCGAAAGCCAGUACUGCAGGGAUGAGUUGAACAACCUCCUCGGGAAAGUCAAAGAGGUGAUAUCCGAGAACGAACAUCUGCAUGAAGCUCAGAAGAACAAGCUGAUCUCCCGAAUGUUCCACUCGUACAACGCUGGCUCGGAAACCGAUGAGCUGGACGAUAUAGGAGAUAGCACUGGCCUGGACAGCGACCAUAAGCUGUCACCAUCCAAAGGCCGCAGGUCGGCCAAGGUCCGGUCCACCAAAUUGGAAGGCCCUAACAUAGUCUUCGAGUCCCGCAUUGCUGAGCUGGAAGCCCAGCUCACACAGGCCAAGAUCGACCUUAAGAAAGUGCAGGAAGAAAAUAAUGAGAAUAAACGCAAACUAGCCUCUGGGCUUGUUGACUCAUCGUGCCUCGACGGCUUCAAAAGGCAAAUUGAUAAUUUGCAAAGGGACAAAUCCUCUCUAGAAGCGCAAAUAUCGAAGCUGAAGUUGAGCCUGGAGCAGAAGGACAGUGACCUGGACGGACGGUACAAGCGCGGGACAGACGCAGUGGAGCAGCAGCUUAGGGAUGAGAGGAACAACCUGGAGGCUGAGAUACGCAGGCUCAAGGACGAUUUGAAUAAAGAACGCAACAAAGUUCGCGAAAUGGCCGGCGAGGGAGCGCGUCGAGCUAUCCAAGAGAGGAGCGCGGCGGAACAGCGAUACAACGCGCACUUUGACGAGCUGCAACACGAUCUAGCUGCGCAAUACGAUAACGUGGCUAAGUUGCAGCUCGACUUGGAGCGCCAACGUCGCGAAGAAAACGACUUGAAGCGAGAGCUGUCCAUGAAGAACUCUGCCAUCGACGAGCUAAAGAUGGAGUUAAAGAAUAAAACAUCAUCUCUGCAAGCAGACCUGGCUCAAGCCCAUGCUGAGAAGGCGUCCCUGGAUGAGGAGCUGGCCAGCGCCAGGCUGGCUAUCGAGCGCCACCAGCGUCAGAACAAGCAUGAGACCAACCGCUUGAACUCUGAGAUCCAAUCUCUCCGUCAACGUCUCGACCGAGCGGAUGCAGACUUAGUGCACUCGCGUCGAGAGAACUUGCGUCUCACGGAACAGAUAGCCAAUCUUGAGAAAGAGAUGAACAUGAAAAAUUUGACUCCAAUUUCACCGGAGAAGAAGAAGGAUAAAGAACUGUCCACGAUGCUAGAAUCGAUGGAGAACAAGCAUGCUAAAACGGUGGCUGAGUUGGAGUGCAUGAUACAAUCACAAAACAGUCUGAUGGAGAAACUCACCGGUGAAUGUCGUUUGCUAACAGACAAGCUCGACGACGCAAAUCGUAGGCACAAGGAAGAACUGGCCACUCUGCAGCGUCAAGUAGACACCCUCGGGCGGUCGCUGCAACCCUCUCACUCAACCUCACCUAGCGUUUAUCAAGCACCACCCACGCACGCGUCCUCAACCAACAGAAAUGUACCACAUACCCAAACCGCUCCCAGACCAGACAAUUCCAGAGAUAACACCCCCGGAUACCCCGGACUCCCUGACCAAGGAGUCGCCGAUGCCCGACCAGACUCUCGAGCAGAACUUGGACAACCAAGAACAAUCAGAAAACAAGAAUCUAGAACCUCUUUACUAAGUCAGAAAGAAGAUCCCCCAUACGAUGCCAAUCAGUCUCACUCACCAGAAAAUGACACACCUGUUUACGAAGAAAGUGCGAAUGUGGAACAUACGAAGGAAAUGGAAGACGUUGAUGAUGUAAAAUUAACGACCGAUGCCGAAAAACCGAUGGAAGUUGAACAACCACAAGAAUAUGAAGCGACAAAUCAGAAUUACGCAGAAGGGAAUUACGAGCAAUACGAUCAAAAUUACGAACAAGGUCCAGUGACAAGUGAGAAUGAGUAUCAGAAUCAAGGGUAUGAGCAAAAUUAUGAGCAGCCAGCGUAUACUGAAGGACAGUACGAGAAUUACGAACAGCAACCGCAGUAUGAAGGGGAGUACCCACAACAGUAUACUGAUCCUAAUGCCCAAUAUGAAAACCAGUAUGAAAAUUAUGCCACAGAUGGAAAUUAUCAAAGUGAACAGAGUUACGACAAUACACAGAAUCAGGACUACCUUCCACAAAAUUUAGAAGGGAGUCAAGAAUAUGAGCCAAACCAAGAUCCAAGCCAAGAUGUAGCGCCAAAUACGCGAGUAGAAAGUCAAAGAAAUGUUUCACCAAAAGAAAACAUUCCUAGCCAAAGUUAGCAAACGUUUUAAGAGAUUUUGAUUAUUUUUGUGCAAUAUUUUUUGUUGUUGAUUUAAUUUAAGCUUUUAUGAAAUUGUAUUCGUGUUAGAUUCUUGUAGAUAGACACUACAGUGUAGAUAUAGAGCUUUUGAUGUUAGGGUGUAAUAAAUAUGGUUCAUUAUGAACCUACCUAUAACUUCAAUAUAGUACCUAUAAAAAGUAAACUGAAAUAACUAAUUUAAUUAAGAAACUUGAGCAUUACAGAGAGUAAGAAUGUUGGUUGUAGGCAUAUAAAGUACCUACGUUAUUAGAAAACACUUAUAAAAGCCUUGUAUGGCUUCAUUAUAUCCUACUAUCCAUUUAUCGUAGAAAUGUUAAUAUCACAAAAAUAUUUUGCUCAAUAAAAUAUUUAGAUGA